GCGCGUCGAAAAAUCCGUUUUUGUUUUCCGAAACGCUUGCACGCACGCGCGCACGCCACACACCGACAGACGCAGAGUGACAGACGCACAUUUUUCAUUACUUUUUUUCACCGCGUUCUUCGAUAUCGAUUCGUCCGUUUCAUACUCAGUUUUUUCUCCGUUUUUUUCUCCCUUUUUUCCAUUCGAGUUGAGUUUUUACGCUUUCCCGAGCGCCCCCCUCCGACAUACUCUCCGUUUGCUCUUGCCGUCAACGUUUUAGCACGCCGCCGCCGUCGUCGUUGCCAUUUUCCUCCUCAACCGUCACACGCCGUCGUCAUUCUGGCCGCCCGCAGUGUGAAUAGAAACCCCCUCGAAAUGGCGUCCGCAGCAGCCGCGGCCGCCUACAAUCAGAACCGCCGUGUGCCGCCAACCAUGCAAAUCCAAAAGAUACUUGAUGAAAACGCACAACUGAUUUCAACUAUUCAAGAAUUUCAAAGUAAAGGAAAAGCUCAAGACUGUGUUCAAUUUCAGCAAAUUCUUCACCGCAAUUUGGUCUACUUGGCAUCUGUGGCAGAUUCAAAUCAAAACAUUCAAUCCUUGCUUCCGCCACCAAGUAUAGCCUUGCAACAAGGUAUGCAAACUCAAGGGCAGCACAUGCACCAGAUACAACAACAACAGCAACAUCAACAGCAUCAGCAGCAAUUACAGCAACAGCAACAACAACAACAACAACAACAACAGCAGCAACAACAACAGCAACAACAGCAACAGCAGCAGCAGCAACAGCAACAGCAACCUCCUCCUCCAUCUGUUAUGAUGGGUGGACCUGAGGGUCAGAAUCCUCAGUCAAUACAACAGCAGCAACAACAACAGCCUCAGCAGCAAGGUCCACCUCAACAGGCCAUGAACCAAGUGUUUACACAAGGACAAGGAGGACCAAUGCCUCCUAGUGGAUAUCGUCCUCAACAAUCUAUUGCUCCGAUGCGUCCACCUUCUCAACAAUACAGACCAUCCCCUCAGUAUCAAGGACAACAAGGCUAUCAAAAUUUUGCAACUACACAAAGCAGUGCUGUUGUUGGUUCUAGCCAAGCAGUUGGAGGUGGGGUAUACAAUCAACCACCAAACCAACCUUAUCCAGGUCAAGGAUAUGGCCAUCAACAACCAGUGCCCAGUUCAAACUACCCAAAUCCCAAUUAUGCCAACCCACCUACAAAUCAACAGUAUCAACCAAAUGGUCCAUAUGGCAACCAACCUGGUGGUAGUUAUCCACAAAAUACUGUUUCUUCUCAGCCACAGAAUUUCCCGCCCAACUAUCCACCUGCUGGAUAUGUUCAACAACCAGUGAGUUCAAGCAGUGGUUAUGGUCCUGUAACAAAUCAACCAUCAGCAUACACUGGUUAUGGAAACGCGCCUCAGAAUACUUAUGCUUCUUCUCAGACAACUCAAUCAGCACCAUCGGCCUCCACACAAACAUACCCUCCUCCACCUAACCAAUCCGUUCCUAAUGCUGCUGUUGCUGUACAACAGACUGCUCCUGCGCCACAACCUAAUUAUCCAACACCACAACAACCCAACGCUCAAUCAUACCAAUCUCCUAAUAAUGGACCCAACCAACAGCCUGGACCACCUCAAAACUAUCCACCUCAGCAAGGUUAUCAACCUCCGCCACAAGGAUAUCCACAAGGUUAUCCAACUCCUGGUCAACCUGGUGGCUAUCAGCCAUAUCCACAGAGACCUUUGGCUCCUCCAUCAAAUCAGUCUCAAUAUCCGGGAUAUCCUUAUCAGCCAUCACCUGUUUAAGUAAUGACGAACAAGACAAAAUAUGAACAUUAAUUAUUUUUUUAAACACUUAUUUUUAAUGAUAUUGAUAUUGAGUCAAUGUACUUUAAUUUACUUAGAUUAGAGUUU
Acyrthosiphon pisum (pea aphid) is the source of this 1887-nucleotide messenger RNA. Its product is annotated as SSXT-domain containing protein. The record is from RefSeq and is a predicted model, not a curated record. The transcript has 5 exons. Gene Ontology annotation, biological process: positive regulation of transcription by RNA polymerase II. NCBI's taxonomy places the organism in Eukaryota, Metazoa, Arthropoda, Insecta, Hemiptera, Aphididae. Bases 355 to 1779 code for a protein of 474 amino acids. Gene Ontology annotation, cellular component: nucleus. Gene Ontology annotation, molecular function: transcription coactivator activity.